AUGCUUCCUCUAGGUAAUAUCAUCAGAAAACAUAGCAUUAACUUUCAUUGUUACGCUGACGACACACAACUGUAUUUAUCAAUUAAACCUGAGCAGGUCAGGCAAGUAGAAAAACUAAGCGCCUGGGUCCGAGAUAUAAAUACCUGGAUGAUCACUAACUAUCUUCUACUUAACCCUGAAAAGACAGAAGUCCUUAUAAUAGGCCCGAAAAGUGUUAGAGACUCUUUAUCUGCCCAGAUAGUCACUCUGGACAAUGUAAGUGUAGCCUCCAGCGCCACAGUUAAAAACCUAGGAGUUUUAUUUGACCCUGACUUAUCGUUUAAAGCACACAUUAAACAAACCUGUAGAACGGCUUUCUUUCACCUGCGCAACAUUGCCAAAAUUAGAAAUAUUUUAUCUAAAAGCGAUGCAGAAAAAUUAAUUCACGCGUUCGUUACAUCGAGAUUGGAUUACUGUAACUCCCUACUUGCAGCUUGUCCUAAAAGCUCUCUAAAAGGUCUUCAGCUAGUCCAAAACGCAGCAGCAAGACUUUUAACAGGAACCAAUAGAAGAGAGCACAUCACCCCUGUGCUCCAGGCACUUCACUGGCUUCCAGUCGAGUUUAGAAUUAAAUUUAAAAUACUCCUUCUUACAUUUAAGACCAUUAAUGGGUUGGGGCCAUCUUAUCUCACCGAUGCUCUGGUUCCAUACCGCCCCAACAGAACACUCCGAUCUCAGAAUGCAGGUCUACUGGUAGUUCCCAGGGUUUAUAAAAGUACUGUCGGAGCUAGAGCCUUUAGCCACCAAGCCCCUGUUUUAUGGAAUCAGCUUCCAGCUAGUAUUAAAGAAGCCGAGACAGUCUGCACAUUUAAGAUUAGAUUAAAAACGUUCCUAUUCGACAAAGCUUAUGGUUAGGCUAGUUGAAGUUGGAGUAGACUCACAGUUUAGUCUAAGCUGCACUAGAAGCUAUAAUGCUGGGGGCAGUACAGCCGCUGAGUUCUAUCUCCUUUUCUUACUCUACCUACCACUUGUCUUACUUUAUUUCUAUUUUCCAAUGUUAAUAUCUAGUUGUCUAGUCUCUUCAUCACUAGUCACCCGGUGUCCCCUUUCCCCCCUCCCCUCUGGGGAGGGGCUAUUUUUCAGCUGCAGCCUCCUGACUGUCCGGACCCCUGGCUGGAUUGACGUCCUCGCUGCUACCCCCGUCUCAUCUGACCAGAGGGACCUCUUCUUGCUCCUUUACUCCACUGUAUUUUUAC
Messenger RNA from Corythoichthys intestinalis (scribbled pipefish), 1235 nucleotides. RefSeq lists its product as uncharacterized. The transcript has a single exon. The annotation marks the transcript as partial. The record is from RefSeq and is a predicted model, not a curated record. NCBI's taxonomy places the organism in Eukaryota, Metazoa, Chordata, Actinopteri, Syngnathiformes, Syngnathidae.